Carlito syrichta (Philippine tarsier) is the source of this 2417-nucleotide messenger RNA. RefSeq names its product Rho GTPase activating protein 9 (gene ARHGAP9). The record is from RefSeq and is a predicted model, not a curated record. Gene Ontology annotation, molecular function: protein binding. Gene Ontology annotation, cellular component: cytoplasm. NCBI's taxonomy places the organism in Eukaryota, Metazoa, Chordata, Mammalia, Primates, Tarsiidae. The transcript is spliced from 16 exons. The coding region runs from base 163 to 2187 and encodes 674 amino acids. Gene Ontology annotation, biological process: signal transduction; regulation of GTPase activity.
GUCAUACCUCUUGUCUCCUUCUCUGUGUGUCUGUCUCAAACCUGAUUCCUUCUCCUCUUCUCCUUCCUGUGUCUAGCGCAAGACUCCCACCACCUACCAGGACCAACUCCUCCUGCCCCCGGUUCUUCUGAUGGGCCCCACAAGGUGACAGUGCUGACCACAAUGCUGUCCAGCCGGUGGUGGCCAAAUACCUGGGGGAGCCUAGGGCUGGGGCCCCGUAGCCCUUCUCGGGGAGCCCAGCUCUGUGCCCUCUAUGCCUUUACUUACACCGGGGCAGAUGGCCAGCAGGUGUCUCUGGCUGAAGGGGACAGGUUUCUGCUGCUUCGAAAGACCAACGCGGACUGGUGGCUGGCACGGCGCCUGGGGGCACCCUCCACCUCUCGACCCAUCUUCGUCCCAGCUGCUUAUGUGACAGAGGAAUCUCUCCUUUCCCAGAGCCCAACUGCUACCAUCCCCAGCCAGUCCCUCUGGACACCUGGGUCCCAGUUGUCUCACAGCUCCCUGGAGGAGCUGCCCCUGUCUCAGGGACUCCCCAGCAGAGCUCAGACUACAUCCGAGCAGCCUCCCCCGCUGCCUCCGAAAAUGGGUAGAAGUGUCAGUGUUGUCAACCUGAGGCCCAGCCUUCUAAGGCCCCUCCAGAAAGAAAAUGAAAGAUCGCUCUCUCAGGAGGACUUGCUGUCAGAGGCCAGUGCUGCCAUGGCAGGCCCCCAGCCCCUCAUGUCAGAGCCCCCUGUGUACUGUAACCUGGUGGACCUCCGCCGCUGUCCCCGAUCCCCACCCCCAGGCCCUGCAUGCCCCCCACUGCAGAGGCUGGAUGCCUGGGAGCAGCACCUGGACCCCAACUCUGGACGCUGCUUCUAUGUAAACUCGCUGACCGGUUGCAAGUCCUGGAAGCCUCCACGUCGCAGCCGCAGCGACACGACCCCUGGCUCCAUGGAGGGGACACAGACCCUGAAUAGGGACAACAGUGUGCUGCAACCUCAGGCAAAGAGCUCAGGAUUUGACACAGGGACCCCAGAACUUCUCGACCCACAGGAUCCCUCCGGCCUCAGCCAGCGGACCUCUCAGCUUGACCCUUCAGACAGGCCUCAAGCCCUGCAGCCCCCGCGACCUCUGCCGCAGCUCCUGGACGACCCCCAUGAGGUGGAAAAGUCGGGCCUGCUCAAUAUGACUAAGAUCGCCCAAGGGGGGCGCAAACUCAGGAAGAACUGGGGCCCAUCUUGGGUGGUGUUAGCGGGCAACAGCCUCGUGUUCUACCGAGAGCCACCGCCGACUGCGCCCUCCUCGGGCUGGGAUAGGGAGAACCCCCUAGAGCUGCGCCUGUCGGGCUCCGGACCGGCGGAGCUGGGGGAGCUGAGCGCCGGGGAGGACGAGGACGAAGAGUCCGAGCCGGUGCUCAAGCCGCUGCUGCGCUUUAGCGGUCGCCGGAGCUCCAGUCGGGUUGUGGAAGGCGCUGAGCAGAACCGCGUGCGCAACAAGCUAAAGCGGCUUAUCGCAAAGAGACCGCCCUUGCAAAGCCUACAGGAGCGGGGUCUGCUCCGAGACCAGGUGUUCGGCUGCCAGUUGGAAUCCCUGUGCCAGCGGGAAGGGAACACGGUGCCCAGCUUUGUGCGACUCUGCAUCGCUGCUGUGGAUAAAAGAGGUCUAGAUGUGGAUGGCAUUUACCGGGUGAGCGGGAACUUGGCAGUGGUCCAGAAGCUUCGCUUUCUGGUGGACAGAGAGCGGGCGGUCACCUCCGACGGGAGGUAUGUGUUCCCAGAACAGCCAGGACAAGAAGGCCGGUUAGAUUUGGACAAUGCCGAGUGGGAUGACAUUCAUGUGGUCACUGGAGCCCUGAAGCUUUUUUUCCGGGAGCUACCCCAGCCUCUGGUACCUCCCCUGCUGCUGCCCCAUUUCCGGGCUGCCCUUGCAAUCUCUGAAUCCGAGCAGCGCCUCUCUCAGAUACAAGAAUUAAUAGACUCGAUGCCGAAGCCCAACCAUGAUACUCUACAAUACCUCCUGGAGCAUUUAUGCAGAGUGAUAGCACACUCAGAUCAGAACCGCAUGACCCCACACAACCUGGGAAUCGUGUUUGGACCCACGCUGUUUCGACCAGAGCAGGAGACAUCUGACCCAGCAGCCCAUGCCCUCUACCCAGGGCAGCUCGUCCAGCUGAUGCUCACCGACUUCACUAGUCUCUUCCCCUGACCCAGCAAGGAGGGAAGAGGAAACCCAUGUCCGGCGAUCUCUAGUGGUGGUGGGGAGUGUUCUGUUUGGAGGACAUCCCUUUAAAUCCUGUCUCCCAAGUGACGGUCUCCAUCUUCGUGAGUCCGACCUGAGGGGCUAGGAAGGUGAGGAGCUUUUCUAAGGAGGAAAGUGAGUGGAUUAACCCUGGGGUCCCUGUUGUCACGCCUCCCUAACACAGCACCACCAAGAAA